Labeo rohita (rohu) is the source of this 6315-nucleotide messenger RNA. Its product is annotated as protocadherin-9. Lineage: Eukaryota; Metazoa; Chordata; Actinopteri; Cypriniformes; Cyprinidae. Gene Ontology annotation, biological process: homophilic cell-cell adhesion. The record is from RefSeq and is a predicted model, not a curated record. Gene Ontology annotation, cellular component: plasma membrane. Bases 712 to 4428 code for a protein of 1238 amino acids. The transcript is spliced from 5 exons. Gene Ontology annotation, molecular function: calcium ion binding.
GAGGAGAGAGCGAGGAUAAGCAUCCCAACACAUCCCACCGUUUGGACUUUUUGUCAUUCAGGUGUGCGCGGCGAAUCACGCACAAGACACCGGGACAGAAGCCGUGGAUUUUCUUCCUGACUGAGGACUGAGAGGGAAAUGAUCUGAUCACAUUCGAACUUGACUCUUUUUCUCUGAUGGGAUAGUUUAUUGUUGAUAUUUGAGCAGAACAGGUGCGAUUCAUAAGGGCUCCUCCGGUAAUGCGGAAUGACCGUACGGGACCGUUAACGCGCGCGUGGAUCACCUGAUUCAUCACCGACCACCGCAUUCCGCGCGUCCCCGACCGCACGUUGAUCUACGGGGGUAAAGUUCAUAAAGAUUGUCUGAUCGAUUGCUGUUAAAUCAACAUUUCCCCCUAAAACCAGCUGUGCUGUGAAUUGGAUUUUUUUUUGCCACGACUGAAAUAAAUAAGUAUUCACUGACCUAUUCCUCAAAUCAGUGUUCAAUACGGAUAUCCUCAUAUUAUACUGGAGUCAGAUCAUUUUUCUGACUGGUCGAACGGAUUUGUCACUAUGUGCGCGAAUUGGUAACGCGAGCUCACAGUGAACCGAGGGUCGUGUUUGGCUGCUCUUUAUCUACAAAUGUAAGGCUCUGUGAAACCUUGGCUCUGACAACACCAUAUGGAGACAACUGUUUGAAUUAAAGCAGUGGGAACACGCGUGAACUGCUGUCAUGGAUUUAAGGGAUUUUUUCUUGUUGGCAACAUUAGUUGCUUGUUUCUGGUUAGAUCCCACCAUAGCCCAAGAGCUCAUUUACCCAAUUCGAGAAGAGCUACAGGAGAAUGUUCUUAUUGGAAACAUACCAAAGGACUUGAACAUCUCUCAUAUGAACUCUGCCACUGGGGCUACCAGUAAUCUGGUUUACCGACUUGUGUCGAAAGCAGGUGACACCCCGCUACUUAGAGUGAUGAGCAAUACAGGAGAAAUCUUUACCACCUCCAACCGUAUCGACAGGGAGAAACUCUGUCCUGGCCCCUCUUUUGAAGACAGCGAGUGCUCCUUUGAAAUUGAGGUGGUCAUUUUGCCCAAUGACUACUUCAGAUUAAUCAAAAUUAAAAUCAUUGUCAAAGACACCAACGACAAUGCCCCCAUGUUCCCCUCACCUGUGAUCAACAUUUCAAUUCCGGAAAACACACUCAUCAACAGCCGCUUCGCUAUUCCCUCUGCCACUGAUCCAGAUACCGGACCCAACAGCGUACACAAAUAUGAGCUGUUGAACGGGCAGAGCGCCUUCGGUUUGGAUAUUGUGGAGACACCAGAGGGCGAGAAAUGGCCUCAGCUUAUCGUUCAACAGAAUUUAGAUAGAGAACAGAAAGAUACUUACGUGAUGAAAGUCAAAGUGGAGGAUGGCGGGAACCCACAAAAAUCCAGCACUGCCAUUCUACAGGUGACCGUCACUGAUGUUAACGAUAACCGACCUGUCUUUAAAGAAAGCCAAAUUGAGGUCCACAUCCCAGAAAAUUCUCCCGUCGGCACAUCUGUAGUUCAGCUGCAAGCCACUGAUGCAGACGUGGGGGCCAAUGCAGAAAUCAAAUACAUGUUCGGGGCCCAGGUGUCUCCGGCGACACGGAGACUUUUUGCUCUGAACUCCACUACUGGACUCAUAACAGUUCAAAGGCCGCUUGAUAGAGAGGAGACUGCCAUUCAUAAACUCACAGUGCUAGCCAGCGAUGGAAGCUCGAGCCCGGCAAGAGCCACCAUCACUAUCAAUGUGACAGAUGUGAACGACAAUGCUCCAAACAUCGACCUGAGAUACAUCAUCAGUCCAACUAAUGGUACUGUAAUGCUUUCUGAAAAAGAUCCAAUUAACACCAAGAUUGCCCUCAUUACUGUAUCCGACAAAGACACAGACGUCAACGGCAAGGUCAUUUGCUUCAUUGAAAAAGAUGUUCCAUUUCACCUCAAAGCAGUUUAUGAUAACCAGUAUUUGUUAGAAACAUCAGCGUUGCUUGAUUACGAAGGAACCAAGGAGUACAUUUUCAAGAUCGUUGCUUCUGACUCCGGAAAACCUAGUCUGAACCAGACGGCCCUGGUUAGAGUACGGCUGGAGGAUGAGAAUGACAAUCCACCCAUUUUCACCCAGCCUGUCAUUGAGCUGGCGGUCAUGGAGAACAACCAACGUGACAUGUUCCUGACAACCAUCAGCGCCACCGAUGAGGACAGUGGACGGAAUGCAGAAAUCGUCUACCAGCUUGGACCCAACGCAUCAUUCUUUGAUCUAGAUCGCAAAACGGGAGUGUUAACCGCAUCCAGGGUGUUCGAUAGGGAGGAACAAGAGCGGUUCCUCUUUACGGUCACUGCUAGGGACAAUGGCACCAGGGCUCUGCAGAGUCAAGCUGCAGUCAUCGUGACCAUACUGGACGAGAACGACAAUAGCCCUAAAUUCACACACAACCACUUUCAGUUCUUUGUGUCAGAGAAUCUGCCUAAAUAUAGUACAGUUGGAGUAAUCACAGUCACAGAUGCAGAUGCUGGUGAGAAUGCCGUGGUGAGACUCUCGAUCCUCAACGAUAAUGAGAACUUCAUCCUUGACCCAGAUUCUGGAGUCAUAAAGUCCAAUGUUUCCUUUGACCGAGAGCAGCAAAGCUCCUACACCUUUGACGUCAGAGCUGUGGACAAUGGAAGCCCUCCAUGUUCGUCAGCCGCCAAGGUGACCAUCAAUGUCAUUGAUGUCAACGAUAACCCACCCAUUGUCAUCUACCCACCAUCAAACACUUCUUUCAAACUAGUGCCGCUGUCUGCGAUUCCAGGAUCAGUUGUGGCCGAGGUGUUUGCGGUGGAUGGCGAUACAGGUAUGAAUGCAGAACUCAAGUACACAAUUGUGAGUGGUAAUGCAAGAAGUCUUUUCAGAAUUGACCCCGUAACAGGAAACAUCACGUUAGAGGAGAAACCCACGGUUGCAGACAUUGGCCUCCACAGGCUAGUGGUCAACAUCAGUGACCUUGGCUAUCCAAAGUCCCUGCACACUCUUGUCCUUGUUUUCCUAUACGUUAACGACACAGUUGGAAAUUCCUCGUACAUACAUGACCUCAUCCGACGGACAAUGGAAACGCCACUGGAUAGGAACAUUGGCGAGAGCAGUGAGACUUAUCAGAGUGUCGACAACCUCAAAACCAUCAUUGCCAUCGUAACAGGUGCUAUGGUAGUGAUCGUGGUGAUCUUCAUAACAGUUCUGGUGCGCUGCCGACACGCCUCGCAGUUCAAAGCGGCUCAGAGAAAGAAGCAGGGCGCGGAGUGGAUGUCCCCCAACCAGGAGAACAAGCAGAACAAGAAGAAGAAGCGCAAAAAGAGGAAGUCGCCAAAGAGCUCCCUCUUGAACUUUGUCACCAUCGAGGAGAACAAACCCGACGACUCUGCCCACGAACCCAUAAACGGAACCAUCAGUCUCCCGGCUGAGCUCGAGGAGCCCGGGAUUGGACGCUUUGAUUGGAAUGCCACCCCUACUACCACCUUCAAACCCAGCAGCCCAGAUUUGGCCCGGCACUACAAGUCUGCUUCACCCCAGUCGGCCUUCCACCUCAAAGCUGACACUCCGGUGUCUGUGAAAAAGCAUCAUGUGAUACAGGAGCUGCCACUGGACAACACCUUUGUUGGAGGCUGUGACACGCUUUCCAAACGUUCCUCCACCAGCUCUGAUCACUUCAGUGCCUCAGAAUGCAGUUCACAAGGAGGCUUCAAGUCAAAGGGGGCACCUUUGCACACCAGACAGGGAACGCUUACCCGCGCCCGCACCGAACUGAACCCCGACUAUCUGGACCUCCGUUCCCGAGCCGAGCUGAACCCAGAGUACUGGACGCCCUGCACUCCACUAUCGCAGCGGCGCGUCACGUUUCACCUGCCGGACGGGUCUCAGGAAAGCUGCAGUGACAGUGGGCUGGGGGACCAUGAGCCCGUGGGCAGUGGGCCACUCCUCUCACACCCUCUCCCUCUGGUGCAGGCGCAGGACGACUUCUACGAGCAGGCCUCUCCGGACAAGAGGACCGAAGCGGACGGCAACUCGGACCCCAACUCUGAUGGACCUUUAGGACCAAGAGGCUUAGUGGAGGCCACAGAGAUGUGCACCCAAGAGUGUCUGGUGUUGGGCCACUCCGACAACUGUUGGAUGCCGCCGAGCCUGAGCUCGUACCCUUCGCCCAAGUCCCCCGUAUCCUCUUUCAACAACCAAAAGGAGUGGGCUAAAGAGAGACUGCUGAACGGCCACACCCUGACCCGCAGCUGGAAAGGUGAGCGCGGAAGCCAGGAGCAGUUUGGGGACAGGAAGACCUUCGGGAGCUCGGAGGGACAUUUUGGCAGCGGCGGCGGUGGUCACAUGGCCGACAUCCCAUUGGCCAGCCUGAAAUCUUACCAGCCCGUCUCCGGCCCCGACAGUCCUAAAGAACAACAGCUUUAAAAGAGUGUUUUUUUGGGUUCGUUUGUGUCCGUCUUCUCUCUUGGAUCAUCCCAGCGACUUUUGAGAGCUUUAGUCCAUUCCUCUUUUUCCCCUUCUUUUCUUAGAUCGAUGCUAAUGCGGUGUGAUAGUUACGUGUAUGGAGUAGACCUUAGACUUUAUCGCUUAUGCAGGACAGUAUACUAUGCGAAUCCGACUCGCCGGCGGCCCGUCUGCAGAGAUCUUCUCGUGCGAAUCCAUAGCUGCCCUUAAACUCCCAUGGUUUGCUGCAAAUUCACAUUAAAAGGAAUCAUCGUAUACUUCGUCUUGAGCAGAGACUGCAAAACAAACGUUCAAGAUGAACAAAACAGGGCUGUGCUCUAUGUAUCACGGUUAUUAAAAAAAGAAAACAAAAACAAACAAAAAAAAAAAAACAAUGUAACGGCUGACCAAUAUAUACAAAUAUUGUGACGUGGUUGUUUUUGAGCUGUUUUGGGACUAUAUUAAUCUACACCAUCUGAGAAAAUGGAAUUUACAAAUCGAGAAAGCAUUGUGCUAAUAACACUGUUAGUGGAAAUCGUUUAGUCUGUCAUCGUUGAAGUGUUUGUAAAUAGGACUUAAUACUAACCGAUUUUAUGUACUUGUAAUAAUCACACGGAAUAGAUCAGUGAACAUGACAGCUGUCUUUUAUCAUUCAUCGUACAGGAUGCGUUGUUUUUAUCGGCCUUUUGUCAUUAGCGUCAUUGUCUUCUUGAACAGAGGACCACAGUCUGGAUCUAUAAAGCAAAGAUACACACACUUACACAGUUACACACACACACACGUAAAUAUGCACCCACACACCCUCUGGCGGAGAGUUAACGAACGAAUCCCGGAUGAUAAUGUCAGUUGGUCAUGGCGUUGCACAAUUGCCCCGUUUUUUGCAUUUACUGAGUCGAUGAACCUGGCAAACUUAUUUUUUCAAAGCUAUUUUGUAUUAUUGAUGUAAAUGCUCAAUUUCUACUUACUGAAACGGAAAGCUUGAUGUCUUUUCCUCAAAAAAAAGAAGAACGAUGUUACGAUUCAACAGCAAUAUAUUUGUAAAUUCUUAACAUCUAAUUUCAAAUGUCAUUCUUGUACAUGUUUAAUUGAACUCGUGCUUUAAUUGAGAGUAGUAUUUGCAAACUUUGAGAACUAAGUCCUUUUUUCUUUCAUAGUAUAUCGUGUAUGUCCACGAUUUUUUGACAUGCAAGAGAAGUGAGUGUAGUUUUCACGUCUAUGAAUUCAUGACAUAUGCUACAUAUCGUACAGGUUUCACGAGAACAAUCGCAGCAGGCCCUCGUCUCUGAAUGCCAAACACGGUAAAUGUUUGUCAGGCGCCAAUAUACUCAGUCAUUACAGAGAAAAAAGAGAAAUAAAUAAAUAAAAAAAAAUACACUGUCCAAACCGGAGAGGAUAUUAAAAGACGGAAAACAAAGAACAGAAUGCGAUCAAAACAAGAGCAUGUGCAUAAUUCAAGGACUGAGAUUUUGGUUCGAUUUAUGUUUUUCCUUUCAAUGUUCGGGCCGUUCUUUUUCCCUUUCUUGUCACAUGGCAUGGCAGCCAGUUCAGACGAUGAAACCGCAUGCUUAACAAGACAAACUAGCUUUAAAAUGACUUAGUUUCACCUUCUUUUCAUUGGGUUGAUGAUUAUUGAUUUGUAACGCAGUGAGGUCAUUCAUUUUGUAUAGCACCUUUAUGUUGGAUCACAAUAUUUAAAGAACAAAAAAGGGUAUAAAAAACUAUAUGAAAAGAGACAAGAGUGGUGUGAGUUGCUUUCAGCAGUAUGUUUGUUGGUUGUGGGGACGUUUGCCAUCAUAGAUAUUUAAACAGUUACUCCUUGUUACUGCUCUACAGGUAUACCGCUACUGCAAUAAAUGUUUUAAAUUCGUG